AUGUCGAGAUACAGGUGGACCUGGACAAGGUCCAGCGGUCUGGGAGGAAAGCUGGAGGCCGGGGGAGUUCCGGCGCGUGGAAACGAGGGCGCGACGGUCCGUAACAUCCGCGGCUUUCCAGGCCAACCGCUACUGGUCAUCGAAUUGGGCGACGAUUGCAGACGGGCGUUCAACAUUCACCCGCACUUGUUCCCCUUACAAAACCUCUGGCUGUACCAAAACUGGCAGACACUGCGGGGGAGCAAGGCCAGACUGGACGACUUGCAACCGACGCCCAUGACAGCCGAGGACCAUGAUUCACUCAACAACCAUUUCUACUGCUGCCUCCAACGGUUCGUCGACGAAGCAGCCAGGAAUCGGGUGGGCUCAAGCCAAGAUAUACACCGGGCCGCUGACGCUAGCGACUUGCGGAAACCUCGUUCCGUGGCCAGCCCUGUUUCUUCCAGCACCUCCUCCCGCACGCUCGUACGUAAGGCCAGUGCCGUCACCAACACACCCUCUCCUCCAUCGCCGUCGCCCACGAGGUCGAGCCUACCGGUGGGGCAUUCCGGCCCACUAGCGGCGCAGGACAGCCGGAGCCGAGAGCCAGGGGUCAAGCGGCCGCGACCACGAGGCGAUACGAGCCAGGACGUCGACCAUGCGUGCAAGAGAGCGCGGGCAACGGGGAGGGCAAGGAGGAGCAAAACUCCUUCGAGCGACGCACUAUCCCCCAAGGGCGUGAUCGGCGGCGCCGGUCAGGGAGCUCCUGAUCAGGGAAAACGCCAAAAACAGGGGAUUUUUAUUUUAUCUCAACGCGCCUUACCCGUUUGGGCCCCCAAAUCGGUGCACAGCCGUCCUCCCUGGCCAGGAAAGAUUGUGCAAAAACGCAGGGGCCAAACCAAUGUAUCUCAUCGACAGGGACCCAGAUUUCAGCCAUAAACGGAUUAGUUGCCAAGCAAAAAACCUUCAAACCGCACUUUCUUGCCAAAAUUCUCCCCGGCCGUAGGAAGCCCGGGGAGGUCGCUAAAAAGGUCGCCGGUGCGCGCAAAACUCGAUUUUCACAGUUCCAGUUUUACGGUGCGGUUAGCAUAUUCGUACGAAUUUCCCCGGAUGGCCCCCCCCACUGGUACUUUGACUGCCCCUGCAGUCUUUUCCUGAUCAGGAGCUCCCUGAUCAGGAGCUCCC
Gaeumannomyces tritici R3-111a-1 is the source of this 1164-nucleotide messenger RNA. RefSeq lists its product as hypothetical. Lineage: Eukaryota; Fungi; Ascomycota; Sordariomycetes; Magnaporthales; Magnaporthaceae. The coding region runs from base 1 to 918 and encodes 305 amino acids. The transcript is spliced from 4 exons. The record is from RefSeq and is a predicted model, not a curated record.